UCCUUCCUGUUUCUGUUACACAGGCAGCAAAAUCUCCGCAUAGUGGCCUGCGAUAGACAAAUCUAUCAGGCCUCCAUAAUGGCAGUGUUCUUAUCCUUAGCGUUAGGACGGCAGUUAAUUCACAUCUUUUAUCAUGAUUACACGAUUUUUUUAAUAUAGCAUCUGUUAUUUCAAUAUUAUUUAUUGCGGUCACGCGUUUGUCAGGAACACGCGCUGUUCUCCGGCAAUUGUUCUCAACAUAUUCUCAUGGCGGAGACUAAAAUCAUUUACCAUAUAGACGAGGAGGAAACUCCGUAUUUGGUGAAACUGUCAGUGGCUCCAGACAAGGUAACUUUGGCGGAUUUUAAAAAUGUCCUCAGCAACCGGCCGGUCAACAGCUACAAAUUCUUCUUUAAAUCUAUGGAUCAGGAUUUUGGGGUUGUCAAAGAGGAAGUCUCAGAUGAUAAUGCCAAAUUGCCUUGUUUCAAUGGGAGAGUGGUGUCAUGGCUUGUAUUGGCUGAGAGUUCUCACACAGAUGAGAUGUCAGUGUGCACAGACAGUCAUACUGAACUGCCCCCACCGCUGGAGAGGACGGGAGGCAUCGGAGACUCAAGGCCCCCCUCAUUUCAUGCUAAUGCAGUGAACAGCAGAGAUGGGCUGGACACUGAGACAGGAAGUGAGUCUGUUCUCAGACACCGCCGAGAGCGUGAAAGAACAAGACGGAGGAGGGUUGAAUUCCCGCGUGUGAACGGUCACUCUAAAGGUGAACGGGCGGCGAGGGAUACACGCCUGGGUUGUGACAGCGUUUCUAUGAUGAGCAGCGAGCUGGAGUCAAGCACUUUCAUUGACAGCGAGGAGGAUGAGAAUGCCAGCAGACUGAGCAGUUCUACAGGGCAGAGCUCUUCGUUUCAGUUAAUGAAGAGACACAAACGCAGGCGCCGGCGACACAAAGUGGCCAAAGUCGACCGGUCCUCGUCCUUCAGCAGUAUCACAGAUUCAACCAUGAGCCUCAACAUCCUCACGGUGACACUCCACAUGGAGAAAUAUAACUUUCUUGGCAUCAGUAUAGUGGGCCAGAGUAAUGAUCGAGGAGAUGGUGGCAUCUACAUCGGUUCUAUCAUGAAGGGAGGAGCUGUGGCAGCAGAUGGAAGGAUAGAGCCAGGAGAUAUGCUGCUGCAGGUAAAUGACGUGAACUUUGAAAACAUGAGCAAUGAUGAUGCUGUUAGGAUCCUCAGAGAGAUCGUCUCAAAGAACGGCCCUAUCUGUCUCACCGUGGCCAAAUGUUGGGACCCUUCCCCUCGCAGCUACUUUACAAUACCCAGAGCUGAACCGGUUAGACCCAUUGAUCCAGCAGCUUGGAUUUCUCACACUACUGCACUUACAGGGUCUUACCCACAAAAUGAGUUUGAUGAUCUCCCUCUCACAGUUGGAAAGACAGACAUGGCCACCAUUGUCAAGGUGAUGCAGCUCCCAGACUCAGGGCUUGAAAUACGGGACAGAAUGUGGCUGAAGAUUACUAUUGCUAAUGCUGUUAUAGGGGGUGAUAUAGUGGACUGGCUGUACUCACGGGUCGAAGGAUUUAAAGACAGACGGGAUGCCAGAAAAUACGCCAGCAGCUUGCUGAAGAACGGUUAUCUUAGACACACCGUCAACAAAAUCACCUUCUCUGAACAGUGCUACUACACUUUUGGAGAUCUCUGCCAAAAUAUGGCUACCCUAAACCUAAAUGAAGGUUCCAGUGGUGGUGGUUCAGAGCAGGACACGUUGGCCCCUCUCCCCCCUCCAUCCACUAACCCAUGGCCCAUGGGUUGCCAACCCUUCCCGUACCCACCCUUCUCCACAGCGCCCCCUGGCUUUCCUCCAGGAUACAUUGACCCCUGCCAUAGUUUCCACAGUGGUUGCGCAGGAAGCCAGCACAAUGAAGGAAGUCGAAGCAGCAGUUCCAACCCCAGUGUUGGGAGGAGCCAGCGGCUCGUGCCAAGAGAAAAAGACCGCAAGUCGACUGGUAGUGGCGGCAGCGAAUCCGAAUCAGCCUAUCUAGCAAGUGGGAAGCGGUGUGAACGGUCUGGCAGCAAAUUGAGUCACCGAAGCCACACACAAUCGUCUCACAGCCAUGCCCACUCCGGACACAGUCACGCUCAUUCCCGGGUCCCCUCCCAACAUAGUCGCACAUCCUUUUCCUACAGCCAUGCUUCCUUUUCCAAAUAUAGCCACACCUCUUGUGCACUCAGUGAACGGAGCCACGCUUCCUCUUACGGACCACCAGGCCUUCCUCCUCCCUACAACCUGGCCAGAAUGACACCUAAGGGAGCUUUCAGCAGUGGACCCCCAGGGGCUCCACCAGUAAGGGAGCUGGGGGCCAUACCACCCGAACUUACCGGCAGCCGCCAGUCUUUCCAGCAUGCCAUGGGCAAUCCUUGUGAGUUCUUUGUGGAUAUAAUGUGAUCGUCCAAAUAGAAGUUCAUUGUUUAACCUCAUACUGACUCGAGGUGUAUUUGAAGAUGAAGCCAAUGCCAUAAAGAAUUCAUGGUCAGUUUUCACCAGCAUCAUCACAUGUGGCCAUAGUCUUUAGCGAUUAUGGAAAUCUUUGGUAAAAUAAUCAAGUGUUGUGCAAAGGACAAUUUCCCAUAAAAAUCUGAAAGUAUGAUAAUGAAAAGGGAAUGACUUUUAUUAUAGCACCAAACUGUCACAAAAUGAACCAAAGGCUACAUGCCAGAACAUUUACAACGGUCAAACAAGAGUUUGUGAGUAAUGUUAGGGACAUUACAGGUUUUUGAUCUACCAGUAUUAUCCAUUUUUAGCAAUAAAGCACACCAGCAGCCACAUUUUACUUCUUAAAUGGCUCAAAAAGUAUAUUAUUGCUGUAGCACACAUUCAAAAAAGUAAAGACAAUCAGGUCCAAAAAGGUUAGUCCAUUCCAAAGCUUUGCUACUGAGCGCUCUAAUAUCCAGCAACACAGUCAAAAGUUUCUUCAUGUUGUGUUUAGUCCUUUUCACAUACAUUUAUUUAAAACAACUCUUCAUUUGAUAUAUUUUAAUGAUAUUUUAUGGCGCUUACAUUUCAUGUGCACUACAAAUCUGUCUGUGAUGGUAAAGAGCAUAGGAAGAAUAAAUCAUUUUUGGACACGUUUCCAAUUAUUACUUGGUUUGAAACAUGGUAGCAUGUCAAUGUUAUAUCUCCCUGGGCUAUUAAGCACUAGCUAGAAAAUAUUAUUUUCUGAAAUAAAAAAGCCCAAAAAAGCUCUGGGCUGCUGGACAUCAGGGUAAACAUAAGAACCAGCACUUAUGUGUGCAACUAAUUGGCUCUUGUUGAAAGUUGAAGUGAAUUUUAUUUUCUUAAGAUGUUUUUAAAUAUUGUCUGUAAAUUCUACAGCGUCGUGCCCAUUGGAUAAUGCUGUAGGAUGUGAUCUCUGGUGCUGGUAACUUGUUAAAGUGUCUCAAAGAAAAAUUUAGUUUGUGAAGGAGUUUAAUAUAACAACUAAGGGUGAUUUGUCCAUUUUGGAUACCUACUGUAUGUGGAGUAUGUAACAACGUAAAUACUGUCCGCUGAAGAUGACAGUUCGCUUUGGAAGAUUCUGGAAAAAGUGUUGUGUAUAUAGUUCAUUUUUAUUGUAUAUAUGAAAACUAGAUAAUUGUAUAAAAGAUGUGUACAAAGCUCCUGGCAAUGCCUUUUUGUAGUUAUGUAUAAAAUUGGCCUCUGUGUAGGUGUUUGUGUAUGAGUUUUCUGUUGAAAGCAGUUUUCUAAAGGUCAUUCUGCUCUGUUGUGUUUUUUUGUCCAACCGAUUGUCAGUGAAACAGUCUUAAAUAAAAACAAUCCAUUCUGUGAG
This is a messenger RNA of Triplophysa rosa, 3805 nucleotides long. It is a transcript of the gene dvl1b, whose product is annotated as dishevelled segment polarity protein 1b. The transcript is spliced from 15 exons. The record is from RefSeq and is a predicted model, not a curated record. Gene Ontology annotation, cellular component: cytosol. Lineage: Eukaryota; Metazoa; Chordata; Actinopteri; Cypriniformes; Nemacheilidae. Bases 247 to 2424 code for a protein of 725 amino acids. Gene Ontology annotation, biological process: intracellular signal transduction; canonical Wnt signaling pathway. Gene Ontology annotation, molecular function: frizzled binding.